Coregonus sp. 'balchen' is the source of this 7855-nucleotide messenger RNA. The record is from the annotation of a GenBank genome assembly. NCBI's taxonomy places the organism in Eukaryota, Metazoa, Chordata, Actinopteri, Salmoniformes, Salmonidae.
AGUACUUGUUCUAACAAAUUUUCUUUACCUCUGUGCUCUGGUGCAACUCAAUGAUUGGUUGUGCUUGCUCCGUGGACAUACAAUGAUCCAAUAGAAACUUAACAGUAUUUAAAGGGCGGGGACUAAGGCAAGACAGAGCAAACGAUUAAGCAAUCAAUGACUGGGCCUACGCAUGAGAAACUGAUGUUGGCAUUUUUGGUAAACGCAACACCGCCACCGUAAAGAGGCGUUUUACACGUUAUUUUAUACCUCAAUAAAACCAUACUGGUUUUACAUCGAAGUUGAGCCUGUGGCUAAAGUAGUUACAUUUUAUUUUGACAUUUGUAUGAAAGACUCCGGAUAAUCUUAGCUAGAGAAUCAGUAUUGGUUUCGGAUGACAGUUGGAAUUGAUGUCUCGUUUCGCUUAUCUAAAUUGGCUGGCUGAAAUUGAUGUGCGAUGCGGCUAGCUACCAAACCCACAGAGCUAGCUAGUUAGCGGAAGAAAAUUCCAAGAGAAAACUGUUUUCACCCCUUCAACGCCAAGUGGUAUUUGUUUUUGACGAGAUGGUGUUUUACUCCUGAACAAAUGGCUCUCUUAACAUGACACGCGCCACAGUUUCCCCACUUUUCAACUGGACCCAAGAGAGGGACUUUUCCGAAAUGGCGUUAAAGUAGUGGUAAGGGCCUGCUAACCACCAAUUUCUCUUUUGACAUCUCCACCGGACAUAGCUAUUCUCGCAGGGAUAGACAAUUUAAAGGCCUGCAAUUUAAUGUAUGUUACUAGCCAACAGUGACCCUGCCACACUUACUUUGGUAGCUAACAUAGUGUGGCAGGUUCAGCUAUGUAGCUAGCUGUAUUUUAUUUAUUAUUUAUGAGAUCACAGAUCUAAAAUGUAUUGGCAUGCUGUUUACAUUAUUAUCAUAUAACUAGCUACAAUGAAAAUAGUCAGCUAAAUGAACUAAUGUUAAGUUUCCUCCCUACUCCAAUAAUGUACACACCAUAUAAUAAUCUCUCUCUCCCCUCAUGUCUUUGCAUAGAGCCCAGCAGUUGUAUAUGCCUGUCAAACAAUGUUCUAAGUCAGGGUUUCCCAAAUUAGUUUUUGCCCUAACAUUAUACAGCAAGGACCGAGUUUGGGAAACCCAGCUCUCAGUUAACACCACCCUUUCUGUCCCUGCCUCUCUUGUUUGUCUUGACUCUUGAAAUAGGGAUUCAGCUUGAGGCACAUUGUUAGAGUUUGUCAUGAAGGCGCUGGGCUCGCGCUGCGCCUUCUUCAUAGGGUUCCUGGUGGGGACCUGUACGCUCUAUGUGUUCCUACAUCAGGUGUGGUUCGAGAGGACCUUCUCAACACUUCAGCCCGAUGGCUUGGAGAAGACAGCGGCUCAGCUACAUGAGCUGGAGGAGGACAGCAAGAACUGGAAGAAGGAGAGGUCGGCCCUCUUCAACCUCAACCACCCACACCACAAAGGUACAGUGCCAGAGUGAGAUGGUAGUUUUAACAGCCAGCGGUCAAUACUAAGCUUCACAGGAUUGUAUUUAUCUUCUAAUCUUGACAGAUUUCAAAUAGAGCCACUGAGCCUGUAAUGUUACAUACAUUUAUGGCUGAGAUCACAAAUAGAAAUGCAUUUAUAAAGUGACAUGACUCAUGUACUUCCUUAUGUGCUUAGCACAUCCUUAUGUUAAGCACAUGGUUUUUAUCUUGCCUAGUCUAUCUUGAUAAUGCAUCUGAUCGUCACCAGUUUUAUUAAAAACUUUAAAACAAUCUUUAAUGGUUGUUGAGACAGGGAAGUGGAUGGUAGUUCCUGGUUAUCUGGUAAAUAAGUUAACGGAAGCAACCUUUGUUCCAAAGAGGGUUAGGGUUGGGUUGAAGAAGUAAUAUGGCCACGAUCAUGGGUUGCUGUACACAUUCUACUACUCUAUAGGCCUAUGUUCUGUUUGUGCACUCUUCUAGAAUACACUGUGUGACUGUAGUAAUUAAUGUAGUAAUCGUGACUCAUUACCAUAUUACAUAUCUACAGAUUUACAAUAGCUCAGGGCAAUGUUAAUUGUUAUGCCCAUAUCCUCUUAGAAUAAACAUUAGCAGUGUCUUCUUCUGCAGCCAAAUCCAACAGUGUACUGUAUUUAUCUUCAUACAGAGUGAAACAGUAGCCUAAUUGGUCAUAAGAUCAUGCUGUGCCUUUAGGCGGUAUUUCUAUAUAUCCCUAAAUACGCUUUAAAUUGAUAAAUGCAUUUAUCAUCCAUGUUAUUUAGAACAAUGGGGUCUUUGCUUCUGCAGAGUUUUGAGUAGGAUUUGAAGACAUGCAGACUGAUGGAUAAUAAAUUAAAAACUAAAUUCCCCCCCCUUCCAGGUGAGGACAGCCACAUGGCAGAUGAACUGUACAAGAAGGUGCGCAUCCUUUGCUGGGUGAUGACCGGGCCCAACAACCUGCAGAAGAAGGCCCGCCACAUAAAGAACACCUGGAGCCGCCACUGUAACGUGGUGGUGUUCAUGAGCUCUGUGGACGACCCAGACUUCCCCACUGUGGGGCUGGGCACCAAGGAAGGCCGCGACCAGCUCUACUGGAAGACCAUCCGGGCCUUCCACUACGCCCUGGAGAACCAUGGAGACGAGGCCGACUGGUUCCUUAAGGCCGACGACGACACCUACGUUGUCGUGGACAACCUGCGCUGGGUGCUGGCCAACCACACGCCAGAGGAGCCCAUCUACUUUGGACGCAGGUUUAAGCCCUACACCAAGCAGGGCUACAUGAGCGGCGGGGCAGGCUACGUGCUGAGCAAAGAGGCCCUUAAGAGGUUCGUGGAGGGCUUUAAGACCAAGGUGUGCACCCACACCACCCACGUGGAGGACCUGGCCAUGGGCCAGUGCAUGGAGAAGGUGGGGGUGGUGGCCGGGGACGCCAGAGACACCGUCCUCAGGGAGACCUUCCAUCCCUUUGUCCCUGAGCAGCACCUCACCUCCAAGUUCUCCAAGAGCUUCUGGUACUGGAGCUACUGCUACUACCCCAUCUCAGAGGUAAGUACCGGGAGGCUGUUGUUGGGCUGAAUAAGUAAGUUAGCGGCUUAGCUGUGAUUUUAGUUCAAUACUUGACGAUAUGCAGUUAUGUACAGUAACUAGCAUUCAGACUUGCCAUUAGUCCAUGAACUCUAUGGGUCAAAACCAUCAGCUAUUGUAGCUCCGAAACACUCAAGAAGUCAUGAAAAACAAAAAGUUUGUUAAAAAAAUCCAAUAGAAAGACUUAAAACAACACAAUAUUUAAAAAUGUACAGGAGCUCUCUGCCUAGGCUUCCUCAUGGUGCCAUGGCAACCACGGAACCCCAAAAUAUAAUAGAAUGAAAUAGAGUGAAUAGAACAGGCUUGGAACCUCUAACCCUGGCAAUUUGACAGGUAAACUAGUGUACACUUGCAAUGGCUGCCUGGUAUUGUGAUGCAAUAAUUUCCAUGGUAAUGUAGAAUGGUAACUGAUGUGGCUCAUGCAAUUUAAUGUAUUUCUUGUAAUGUCAGUUGAGUUGAAUCAAGAAAUCACAGCACAUAUUUUACUUCCUGCUUUGCUCCUAUGGGUACUCUCGCAAUGGCCGCCAGUCCGCCCAUUAUGCCAUCAUUGACUUGAAUGGGGAUGCCCGUUUUAUUCAUUUUAUUUUAAUGUAAUUUAUUGCUUUUUAUCCUGCAGAUUUUCUUAUGUGUGUGUGUAUAUAUGUAUUGCGCUAUUCAAACGGUUAUUACGGUAACCGUGGUCAUUUGGAUGGCCAAUUAGUCAUCCAACAUUCCAUGACGUUACAGCCCUAGUGGUAGACCUUUGUCAAACAUAACUACCAGACCAUAGCGUGUUCAAUAGACCAAGGCGUCAUGGACUAUUUACUGAAUAGACCCAACCAAGCCUAAGAUGACACCAGGUAUUGAUGAUGUCCUAGUGAAACCAGUGCUGCUGCUAUGCCUGCUAAUGAGGCGGGUAAAGCCUUUUUAAGCCUAAUUAUCAUUCACCUUAGUUUUAUCCUGAUACAAACAUGUAAAGCAGGAAGGACAAGGGACUGAUUGUGUUCCCACAUAAUAGUGUGUAAUUUUAAGGGUGUACAAUCACUGCCCAGAGUGGGUGUAAAAGCGCUUUAGUGAUGCAAUUUCACUUCCUUAUGUUAUAAAAUACAUUUUACCAAGACAAAUUAUGAUUCUCCAUGUUCUGAAUCAUUCAGUGGGGUCUUUCUCUAACAUUAUAUUCAAAAAGUCGGAUUUCGUAACCUAAUACAUCCGAUAAUAAACACUGCGCUCUGUUGACAGAGCGGUGCCGCUUCUCGCAGCGACUUUGAGGAUUUUACAUAUUGUGGUCAUCUGCAAAGUUGUUUCCGCGGGUGGCAAAAUGAAAAUGACGUGCAGAAUUACACUGAACAAAAAUAUAAACGCAGUGUUUGUCCCAUGUUUCAUGAGCUGAAAUAAGAGGCCAGAAAUGUUCCAUACGCACAAAGCUUAUUUCUCUCAAAUGUUGUGCACAAAUUGAUUUAUCCCUGUUAGUAAGCAUUUCUCCUUUGCCAAGAUAAUCCAUCCACCUGACAGGUGUGGCAUAUCAAGGAACUGAUUAAACAGCAUGAUCAUUACACAGGUGCACCUUGUGCUGGGGACAAUAAAAGGCCACUCUAAAAUGUGCAGUUUUGUCACAACACAAUGCCACAGAUGUUUCACAUUUUUAGGGAGGGUGCAAUUGGCAUGCUGACUGCAGGAAUGUCCACCAGAGCUGUUGACAGAUUUUUAUUCUUAAUUUCUCUACCAUAAGCCACCUCCAAUGUCGUUUUAGAGAAUUUGGCAGUACGUCCAACCGUCCUCACAACCACAGAACACGUGUGACCACGCCAGCCCAGGACCUCCACAUCCGGCUUCUUCAUCUGCGGGAUCGUCUGAGACCAGCCACCUGGACAGCUGAUGAAACUGUGGGUUUGCACAACCGAAGAAUUUCCACACAAACUGUCAAACCGCCUCAGGGAAGCUCAUCUGCGUGCUUGUUGUCCUCACCAGGGUCUUGACCUGACUGCAGUUCGGCGUCGUAACCGACUUCAGUGGUCCACUGGCACACUGGAGAAAUGUGCUCUUCAUGAAUGAAUCCCGGUUUUGACUGUACCUGUCAGAUGGCAGACGUUGUGUGGGCAAGCAGUUUGCUGAUGUCAAUGUUGUGAACAGUGUCCCGUGGUGCUGGGGGUAUGGGCAGGCAUAAGCUACGGACAACGAACACUAUUGCAUUUUAUCGAUGGCAAUUUGAAAGCACAGAGAUACCGUGACAAGAUCCUGAGGCCCGUUGUCGUGCCAUUCAUCCGCUGCCAUCACGUCAUGUUUCAGCAUGAUAAUGCAUGGGUACCAUGUCGCAAGGAUUUGUACACAAUUCCUGGAAGCUGAAAAUGUCCCAGUUCUUCCAUGGCCUGCAUACUCACAAGACCUGUCACCCAGUGAGCGUGUUUUGGAUGCUCUGGAUCGACGUGUACGACAGUGUUCCAGUUCCUGCCAAUAUCCAGCAACUUCGCACAGCCUUUGAAGAGGAGUGGGACAACAUUCCACAGGCUACAAUCAACAGCCUGAUCAACUAUGCGACGGUGAUGUGUCCAAAUGGUGGUCACACCAGAUAUUGACAGGUUUUCUGAUCCACCCCCUAACUUUGUAUUUUUAACCUCUACAGGAUCGGUGUUCUGUAUACGGAAUGGUUGAGCUAACGUGUGCUAAUGUGAUUAGCAUGACUGUUGUAAGUAACAGCAAACUUUCCAGGACCUAGACCAUGUCUUAUAUGGGCAGAAAGCUUACAUUCUUAUUAAUCUAACUGCACUGUCCAAUUUACAGUAGCUAUUACAGUGAAAAAAUACCAUGCUAUUGUUUGAGGAGCGUGCACAACAACAAACUUAUCAAGGCAACUGGUUUGAUACAUUCACCUCUGAAGGUAAAUAAUGUACUUACAUUCAGUAAUCUUGCUCUGAUUUGUCAUCCUAAGGGUCCCAGUGAUAAAAUGUAGCAGUUUUGUUUGAUAAAAUAAAUUUUUUAAUUCAAAUGUAGGAACUGGGUUCCACAGUUUGAACCCCUGCUGUCUGUGGCUCCACACCCACCCCGCCCGGCCAUCUAGAUGUGUGAACGUUAGUGUAUAAGCUAAUGCUCCAUCAUGUAUGACAUUCCUGGGAGUGUGUAAACUUACAUUCUUUAUUACCGUAUAAUUUUUGUAUGUUCUCUAUAGUUAUGUACUUGAAAAUGUAUCAAUUGACCAAUUUGGGAAGACUUGAUACAAAGUCCAGUAUUGCAACGCUUCACUGGAUCAAUAUGAAACUUUGCACACACGGCUGCCAGCUAGUGGCCAAAAUCUAAACUGCAAUAUAUUGUGGCCUUUCUCUUGCAUUUCAAAGAUGAACACUUAUUUUUUUGAAAACGCAUGUUUUUUUUGUUUGUGAAAAUGGGGAAAUAAAGUGUCCGAUCCUGAAGAGGUUAAGGUAUCUGUGACCAACAUUCGGUAAGUAUUUAGACCCUUCACUUUUUCCACAUUUUGUUACGUUACAGCCUUAUUCUAAAAUCAUCAAUCUACACACAAUACCCCAUAAUGACAAAGCAAAAACAGGUUUUUAGAAAUGUUUGCAAUUUAAUACAUUUUCGAAUAAGGCUGUAACGUAACAAUGUGGGAAAAGUGAAGGGGUCUGCAUACUUUCCGAAUGCACUGUAUAUCUGUAUUCCCAGUUGUUAAAUCCAUAGAUUAGGCUCUAAUAAAUGUAUUUCAUUGGACUGAUUACCAUAUUUGAACUGUAACUCAGUAAAAUCUUUUCAAUUGUUGCAAUUUCUAUUUUUGUUCAGUGUAAAUGUAAAAGGCUUUGAAAAAUAAAAAGCUUGCGGUACUCUUUGCUCCGUUGACAUUUCAGAGACGCUUGUUUUUCGGAGAAAUCUUUGAAAAAACACAGGAUUUUCGCAUGAAUAUGAAAAGCUAAUAAUCAAAUAUGUAAAUGUCUGGUCUCAAAAUCGAUAUCUAUCUUACCUCUGUUUUAUAUCCUCCGGCUGAGUUCAACGGUGAGCCUGUUUGUUUGCCUUAAUUCUUGCACAGCAUCCAGCCUAGCUGACAUUUUAGUUUUACUACUAAAUUGUUAGAUGAAGCAUUGUCCCCUGUCCAGUAUGUUGUUGUGUAAUGCUAAACCGAGCCGGUCUUGGACCGCCCUCACUGUCUGUACUCCUCAUUUUUCCUUUCCCAUCCUGGUGUUUUUCCCGUAGGGGCCAAAUUGCUGCUCGGACCUGUCUGUGUCUUUCCACUAUGUGGACGCGUCCCUCAUGUACCUGUUGGAGUACUACACCUACCACCUGCGUGCCUUUGGCUACAGGUACCGCUACCAGCCCCCAAGCCCCCUGGGCUAUAAGAUUGAGGCUUGGGAUGGGGCAGACGGGGGACACUCGUACUCCAAAGAGCAACCGGCCAUCCAGAGGGGGCCACUGGCGAGGGUGGAGGGUCCGUCCAGGACAGACAGGAAACAGGAAAUGAUGCCUCUUGCUGCAGCGGAGGAGAAAGACCCGCCUGCUGCUGCGCAGGAUGACAAGCAGUAGCAGCCUUGUGUGUCAGAGAGUGUGUGUGUGUGGGGGGUUGCUUUUGAGCGUUCAUGUUUUUACGUCUGUAUGGACGCACCUGCACACAUUUUUACAGAAGUGAAAAGACUGUGUCAACUGUGGGGCCUCCAAAGAAAAGUGCUGUUGUGAAGGAUUCUGUUGGUGGUGAAGAAUGUCUACUGUGACUGGCUGUGUGUUGGUUGGGUUGUCACUGGCACCAACCCAUCCUUUUUUAGUCCUAAUGUAAAAAAGUUUGAUACCACACAGACUCCAUGUUGAAAUGUCAACAGUCCUUAAUGUUUUCUAAAUAUUUAACAUGAUUGUUAUUUCAAAUACCUAUUUUA